This is a messenger RNA of Colletotrichum phormii, 920 nucleotides long. RefSeq lists its product as uncharacterized. The record is from RefSeq and is a predicted model, not a curated record. NCBI's taxonomy places the organism in Eukaryota, Fungi, Ascomycota, Sordariomycetes, Glomerellales, Glomerellaceae. The transcript has a single exon. Bases 114 to 683 code for a protein of 189 amino acids.
UUUGGCAACAUCAUGACAACAUACACGCCAACGUCACACGAUCAACCCAAGCACGACAAGCACCGAGCCCCCAUUCGACAGUCAGCAUUCAGACCAUAUGUAACCCACUAUCGAUGAAUCGACAAUGUUUGCCUCUCGCGUCACCAGUGCUGGUCUUGGGUCUGGACUCCUGUUAUCAGGGCCGAGGUAUCGGAAGAGUGACGGCGUGCUGUCUUCCGACUUACCCGUGCAACUCGCCCAACCCAACCGGACAACCUUCGCACACUUUGAUAAUGAGCCCGUCGAGUACACGCCUCCGUUCCCUCCUCGCAGUAAUUGGCAAUUCGUUUUCCUUCUUCUUCACCGACGAGAAUAAAUCGUCGACCACGGAGCGCUUCUUUGCUCAAGACAUGCCCCGCCUUGGUCCAGUGUUAGCGACGGCAGGUCGACCACAACGAAUCUCAUCCACAGCACUUUGCGUGUCAAAGGCAGCAUCACGUCCCGUGUUGAAGACUGGCACUUGGGUCCUCAAGCCAGCACGCAUAGUCAAAUGGGCCCGGUGUAAACAUUAUCAUGCCGACUCUGAUGCCUUCAGACGCCUGCGCCAGAGCCUAGUGACCACUCGAUGGUACGAGGCCUGCAGAGUUUGGAGGAGGUCUAUGCUUCCAGUAACCUGCGAAAGAAGAGCAAAGACUCAACAGUGAUUCAGCGGUCCUAAUGAAUUUGAUAAAUCCUGGCUGCAUGUGAACUUCGGUCUUUCAUCGCCAGAAUCCCUUCUAUUCUAAGAUGCGUCUCCUAGCGGCGAAACGUCAUGCCCCUCGAUGAGGAAGUCUCGUACCGAUCAGAUGCAGACCGCUCCUGUGAUUCUACUCUAAGCAAGACUACCCAGACGCAAAGACUGAUACUCGUCUCUGUUCAGCGAGUGGAAGCAAGGAGGAUAU